AGUGGGUAGGUACGAUGUUUCAGGCCCAACAAAAAGAACAAGAUGUAUGUUCUAGGAAGAACAAUUGCACAGUAUGAGUUCCCGUCCAUCUAUCUCCCUGUCCUACGCCGUCAGCAUUGAAAGAGUCAGAUCUCGAAAGUUUUGGUCAAGGGAAAGGAGAACUAAUUUUUCUUGUUUUCUGCAUGCAGACAUGGUGGCCGCUCUGGUGAUGGGCGGCGUUGCGAGCACGGGACUCGCCCACUUGUUGCUGACCGCUCCACCGUACGGCGGCCCCUCGGUGGACAGCGGGGCAACGGACAGCGCCAUCGAAGUGGUAGAUGGCGUACAGGUGCGUCGAACGCUGGGCAUCCCGUACGCGGUGCCACUGAAAGCACAGUACCGCUUCGGAGCACCACGCCUGCUCGACUACGAGCAAUACUUGCACCGCCACGUAGGAACUGCGAUGUGGCUAGGCGGAGGGUUUACUCGGCUCGGAUGCCCACAGCUGGAGUGGGCUCCGUUCCCGCGUCGGCACAUCGCGCAGACCAACAGCGAGGACGACUGCCUCUACCUGAACGUGUGGCAGCCGCUCCUCGAGGAGGAGGAGGAUGGCGGCAACGCCGGGUGCGGCAUCUGCGGGCGCCCUCCACUGCUACCGGCCGUGGUCGUGCUGCACGGCGGCCGCUUCCAGUAUGGCGGCGGCGGUGGGCCAUACACCUUCUACGACGGAAAGUACCUCGCCGCGGCCUGGCGCGCCGUGGUCGUGGUGCCGGGGUACCGAGUGGGCGCCUUCGGGUUCCUCAAUGCAGCGCUGCAACCCGACGAAGCCCCCGGCAAUGUCGGUAUCAGGGAUCAGAUGGUCGCUCUGCAGUGGGUGCACGACAACAUACAUCGAUUUGGAGCCUCACCCUUCCAGGUAACCCUUCUGGGCCAUGAAGCCGGAGCUGCGUCCGUGGGCUACCACCUGCUGUCCAACCGGAGUACCGUGUACUUUCAGCGGGCGGUGAUGAUGGCCGGUUCACCGUACGCUCCUUACCCCGACAACAGCGGCAGCGCCGCCGAGCGCAACGUGCGCGCGCUGGCCAGGGAGCUGCGCUGUCCGGAUGCAUCGGCCGGAAGGGCCGCCGUCGACUGCCUCAGGUCGCGCUCCGUCAGGGCCACGCUCGAAGCAGCCGACGGCGCCGGCAUCGAGUUCGGGCCCAGUUUCCUCUCGCCUCAAACAGUCAUGCACGAGCACCAACUGGUAGAAAAUGCCGUGGUGCCAGAGAAGCCCCCCAACAUGCGCGCGCGCUUCAGGCCCCUGGAUUUUAUUGCGGGCUACACCAGCAACGAGGGCGCUCCCUAUGUGGUCGAGAUGUUACGACGUUCGCGACUGCACUUCAGCGACGAGACCAGCGGGCGAGAUGUGCUAGGCCCACUCGUUGACUGGCUCCGGAGGCACGGAGUGCCGGAACCGCACAAGGUGCUCGACUUCUACCGUCUGCACGCUCAGAAGUUCGCGGCCGCUAGGGGCGUCAGCGUGCUCGCGUCCCUGGGCGAGCUGCUAGGUGACAUGCACGUCUACUGCCCGGUUAACUUCAUGGUCGAAGAGGCAGCGGCGCUUGGCAGCCGAGUGUUCACGUACGAGUUCACGCACCUUCCUUACUACCGCUGGUGGACCCGCUGGAAGGGAGUUCCCCAGCUGUUGGACCUGAUCUACGCGUCCGGCCUGGUGCGCGCCAUCCAGGACGAGUAUGGGCUCGACCACAGGGAGCUGCGCUUCUCGCAGUACAUGGCCAACAUGUUCGCGGGAUUCGUCUGGAACGGUGAGCCACCACCGGCGACCAACUGGACCCGCUGGGAGACCUUCCACCGAGGUCCACUAGUCUUUGCGGGCAGCGAGAACAGCAGCUAUACAAAAGCAGCUUCAAUGCCUCACGAGACAAACUGUGCCUUCUGGAGGACAUUCCUCCACCCUCAAGUCACAAGUGCAGCUACGACUAUGAGGAUAUAGUAUAUGCAGUGAUCUAUAUAUAUUAAUAUACAUCACAUUGUGCGCAGUUUAAAAGGCUGACCCACAUAUGACUUUUAAGUGUGGAUGUAGUGGUCAAAGAAAGGCUAGCUUACAGCACACUAUGGAUUGACUGUUCUUGGGAAGACUUGCAACUAAGAUGCUUGAUAUACAUCGCAGUGCACAGUUACGUCAGCAGCAAGGGCUUUCAGCCACUCAUCCUUAAUAAAACAGUAUAUAGUCUUCGA
Messenger RNA from Dermacentor albipictus, 2217 nucleotides. Its product is annotated as acetylcholinesterase-like. Gene Ontology annotation, cellular component: plasma membrane. The record is from RefSeq and is a predicted model, not a curated record. Lineage: Eukaryota; Metazoa; Arthropoda; Arachnida; Ixodida; Ixodidae. Gene Ontology annotation, biological process: acetylcholine catabolic process; choline metabolic process. Gene Ontology annotation, molecular function: acetylcholinesterase activity.